Molecule: messenger RNA, 3106 nt
Organism: Xyrauchen texanus (razorback sucker)
Lineage: Eukaryota; Metazoa; Chordata; Actinopteri; Cypriniformes; Catostomidae
Gene: cd99
Product: CD99 molecule
Exons: 13
Coding region: 160-774 (204 amino acids)
Biological process (GO): T cell extravasation; homotypic cell-cell adhesion; positive regulation of neutrophil extravasation
Source: RefSeq, a predicted model, not a curated record
UAACAGUGAACACAACCCUUUACAAAAGCGCACGCACUUAAAAAACGCAAACAGGGCGUGGCGAGGCGCGUCUUUUUCAUCCACUGUUUUGACUCACGCUAACUAGGCUACGCAGAAAAUUAUUGAAUAGGACCACGCUUAGAUCACUCAGAGGGCAAGAUGACUUCAUACCUGUGGAUUUUACUUUUGGCAAGUAUUGUGGCAACAAGAGCGCAAGAAUUGGACCUUUCUGAUGCCCUUUUUGAUGUUGACGACAAGCCCACUGAAAAGCCACCGGUGAAACCAGCCCCACCCAAAAACUCAAAUCCAAAUGGGUUUGAUCUGACAGAUGUGUUUGAUAUAGAUCCCAAGAAACCUACUUUUAAUCCACCCACAUCUAAAGAUCCAAAGAAACCAAAUGAAGAAGGCUUUGAUCUGUUGGAUGCACUUGGUCCAGAUCUUGAGCCCAAAAAGCCUCUAGUCCCACCCAGAGAAGGAGGAACUGGUGGUGGAUUUUUAGAUGACAACGACUUGAUUGAUGUGACUGGAGGUGGGAGUGAUUACAAGCCCGAUGGAGGCCGAAGUGGAGGGCGAGGCGCAGACCCUCAAAACGAUGGCACCUCUGACCAACCUCAAGAUCUAAACCAGCAGUGGCUCCAGCUUAUCAAGAUGCUAGGCGAUAAUUUACCUGAAGGCCUCAGUGUCCGGAUUGCUCAGUUUAAACAAGUAGUGGAGCCCCUGUUAGAGCGGGUUCUGGAAUUUCUUAAUAUAACAGAGCAAAAGACUGAGCUCUAAAUGUCUUGAAUGGGAAUCUUCUUUGCUUUACAUGAUUGUUUACAUGGUUUUAAAGUUGUUUGUAAGGCUUGGACUGCUGGUGCUUGGGCUUUUUUGAGGUUGAGAUACAAAUCUGGUAGUAAUUACGGUAUUUAAUUGAAUUAAGUUGGCUGUUAUUAAAUAUGAAUUAUAUUGUAUUAUUGACUGGUUUAAUGUUUCUCUUUAUGUAACAAGAGGUAGGUGGAGGCUACUUGUAGUGGUUUGAAAGAAUUGUAAAGCAUGUGGGAAGACCAUCAAGUGAAGAUUUUGGCUAUGAAAUGGAACUUAUUAUACAGUAUAAAAGAUCCUGUUACUUAAUUUUUUGUUGUUUGUUUAGUGAACCAGAAGGGGGGGGUUAUCCCUUCACAUGUUCAUAUUUUUCCUCAGGACAUCCUUUGUGACAUCCUGACAUAUUGUGUGUACGCAGAAAUGGAGAUUUGUCAUAGAUACUAUGAUUAAAAACGCUUAAACAGAGUGGCUUUUGUUUUGCAUCAUCUCAACUGAGAUCUAGUUUCUCAUCUCCUUUGGUUUUGGGUGGUGUAUAUUGGCUUCCUGUUUUUUUUUUCUGUAUAUUGCGGCCAUCUUAUUAUUAUUCAUUUCUGACAACAUUUGUGUGUGUAACAUGGUGUGGUACAAUGUCCCUUUGGCUAAAACGUAACAUUUAAGCUUACUUUGACCUUAAAUAUAUACCAGAGGAUUGAAGUUGGCAACGGUUUGUCCUUGUUAUCCUGAAUCUCAAAGAAACUAGUGGUGGGAAAGGUAUGUUUUUAACCCCAGACUCAUGUAAUUACAUUACACUGUAGAAUUCACUGUUCCUAUAGUCAGGUAUAAAGAAACCGACACAAGAUUACACAUACCACACAUAGCAGGCAUUCAUCCUUUGAGAGAACUCCCUUAGGCAAACAAAGUAUAUUGUGCAUUGAGUUAAGAUGUUGAACAUCUGAAUUUCUGGAACAAUUAUGUCUCAUGAAAGAUACCUUCAACAUUAAUAGCAUUAUUUGACUUUCACCCCUCAGAUAUGCUGCCACUUGUUUUUGACUGGCUUGUAGUUUUUCAGGCUCACGUUUUCUUAUAGGCUCUUUUAAAUCUUCUCUUCUACAGAAACGGGUAUUUUUACUAUCAUUCUUCUUUCAUUUCAGUUUUGGUAAAGCAUUGAAAUGGCUACUUUUUGUACCUUUUGUUCCUUCUUAAUAAAGUUAAAUGCGAGAAUUUUCUUUGGUUAAUGUUAUAUUAAUUGUCAAGCAGGUCCCACUGGGUACACCUUAUUAACAAUGGCACUUUGAGAAUGUAUUGAGCGUGUGUUUGAAGAAAGCGACUAUCCUCACAGCUGGCAAUGUAAAUUUGCUUCUCUUAUUCUAUAAACUGCCUGAGGUUUAGGGAAGGAAAUCUGCAUAGGUCUGAGUGUAAUUUAUCAACAGAUUUUAGUUUCAGUGAGUUCACAUUUAGAUAUGUCGUUUGGAAGCUUAUAUUUACAAUCUUGUCUGUCAGGUUAACUCUUGCAUGCAUGUUUGCAUACACACAAAAAUGGCCGUACUCCGACUACGCCCAGUAAGUUUGGUUAACACACUGGUACUACUACAGUGGCUUAUUUCUGUUACAUUUUAUUACAUUAAAAUUGCCCCUAAUGUCAGAUUACACACUUCCCAGUGUUUUGAAUCUCUCUCUUUCUGACCUAAAACAAUUAGAUCAGCUCAUUGACUGACUGGAUGACUUUGAAAAGGAGACAGGUCUUAACCAAGGCAGAAAAUAGGUUGUAAACUACAAGAGUCUUUAUGGUAUUUUAAUUCGGAGUCAAAAAUGCAAAAUCUGCUUGUUAACUGAUAAUUAUCUAUAAAUUGUAACUAAUUUGAAUUAUUAAUAAUUUCUUGCUUAACUGGUAGAGCAUGGUGUUAACAAAACAAAGGUCAUGACUUUAAUCCUAAAGGAACGCACAUAUAAAUAUAUAUGUAAAUAGAUAAAUGUAUAACUUGAAUACACUGUUAGUUGCAUGGGAUAAGAGCAUCUGCCAAAUGAAUUAUUGCACAUUAGCAUUAAAUGUAUGUCUGCAAGAACAAUUUGGACAAGCCAAGAGGCUUGUUUUCUGGUAGGGUAGCAUUCUGGCAGGAAAUUCCUAUUGCACUCCCUAGUGGCAUAAACCAAAACUGUGCCACUUCUUUUCCUGCUGUGAAAUCCCCAAGGAUCAUUUUAUUCCACAAGAUAUAAUUGGUCAGCUAGUCUAUUUCUCUAAAUGUAUUGAUAACAGAUAAAACCGUUUUGAGGGAAAUGUUAAUUCUUAGUUAUCACUUUGUUUACACACUCUAAAAGCAGUUUAAUC